UGAUCAUUUUGGCAAUGUUGGUUAUCGUUUGGGCUUCUGGAGUCCAACCAACACAAAGAAGUGAAAUUGCAUUAUUACAAACAGUUCGGCUGGGAGAUGAUGUGACAAUCAAAUGCUACUUGACAACAAAACUUGCCAACACAAUAUUUUGGUAUAAACAGAGCAUUGGUCAAAUGCCUAGGCCAGUUGCACUAUCAUACAAUUACUUGACAGACAUCAGAAUUUUGGAUGAAUUCAAAAAUGGCAGAUUCACUGUUUCAGUGAGUGAAAAAUCUUUUCACCUCAACAUCACAGCUACAACCAAGGAGGACAUUGGAAUUUACUACUGUGGGACAGGAUUCUUGAAUCAAGUAGAAUUUAAUUCUGGAACAUAUCUGAUGCUUAAAGGAACUGAGAGCAAAGACUUUAAUAUUGAACAGCAACCAGAGUUACUUCCAGUUAGUCAAGGGGACAAUGUAAAAAUCCAGUGCAAGUUCCUUACUGAGAGCUGUGCAGAGGACCAUAGUGUCUAUUGGUUCAGACAUGGUGCAACUGAAUCUCAUCCAGCAGUAUUGUACACUCAUAGUGGUGGACAUGAUCAGUGUGAAAGGAGCUCUGAGGCAGGUUCUAAAACAUGCAGAUGUGUUUAUGAUUUCUCUAAGAGGAACAUUAGUCUCUCUGACGAUGUUGGGAUUUACUACUGUGCCAUUGUGGCAUGUGGGGAGAUAAUGUUUGGAAAAGGAACCACACUGAAAAACACAGACAACAAGAAUGAAAAUAUUUGGGAUCCUCUAUUGCUGUUCUUGAUAUCAUCCAAUGUUGUUUUUUUGAUAGUAAUUGUUACACUACUUGUUGAUCUUUGCAAAAACGGGAGAAAAAGGCACAGAGGAUCCACAAAGUCAGAAUCUCAGUCAUGUGAGACUGGAGACUCGGGCAUUUUAAAUUAUGCAGCUGUGAGUUUUAUGCCCGUCCCUUCAUCUACCAGAAGAACCAGGGCAUCAAACAACAGAGAGAUGGCAGAGUACAGUAAAGUCCAUUACAAGCCUAGAGAUCACAUGCCUUAACACAAUCUUGGCACAAAAUAUUUUUGACUUCCUGUAAAAGAUUUACAGAUAUUGAACUGUAUUGACACAGACAUUAAUAUUUUAAAAACAUCAACAGCCUUAACAAUUAACAUCCUACUAUCAAAAAGGAUAUAGCCUGCUUAAUUGAUUUUUCUGCUGUUUAAUAUAUCGAAAUAUUUUGUGUUUGCUAAUGCAGAUUAGGGAAUCACCGGUAACACUUUACAAUAAGGUUCCAUUUGUUAACAUUAGUAAAUGCAUUAGGUAUCAUGAACAAACAAUUAACAAUAUAUUUGUUACAUCAUUUAUCAAUGUUUGUUAAUGUUAGUUAAUAAAAAUACAAAUGUUCAUUGCAAGUUCAUGUUAGUUCAAAGACUUCUGUUUUGCUGUUUUUGUUUAGUCAGUGGUCGCUUUUAGUAAUUAUUACGUAUACAAUUACCCUAAAAACACAUAUAUGUGAUUUCCAGUCAAUCAGAAAUUGUAUCAUGAGAGCUUUUUUUCAAUCAACAGAGAUUUAGCUCAAUACAGUGCAGGGCCGUAGCAAGGACUUCUGGGCCCCUUGACUGAAUAUUGCUCUGGGCCCCUUACCUAUUAAACAAAUACAGUUUUGAAUUUGUUGUGGGCAUCCAUGGACCUUUGGGCCCUUAGAAUCAUUACCACCUUUCACCCCACUAGUUACGGCCCAGUAGCUUUUGCCAACAGUUGGCAAAAUCAUAAGAAAUCGUAUGAGCUGUACCGUAAACAAACAAACAAAUUUCAUGAAGCAACAAAAGAUGUGUUUUUUUUAACUUAAACCCUUAACCAACCCCCAAAUCUAAACUUAACCAUAAAAGUCAUACCAUUUUUUACAAUGUUGCCAUCUCUUACAAAUUAUUACAAGUUGUCAUGAGACUAUGUGGGAACACUUACUGUACAUUAAAUAUGAUAAAUAUUAAA
Molecule: messenger RNA, 1976 nt
Organism: Myxocyprinus asiaticus (Chinese sucker)
Lineage: Eukaryota; Metazoa; Chordata; Actinopteri; Cypriniformes; Catostomidae
Exons: 6
Coding region: 15-1043 (342 amino acids)
Biological process (GO): response to bacterium
Source: RefSeq, a predicted model, not a curated record